Molecule: messenger RNA, 2432 nt
Organism: Camelina sativa (false flax)
Lineage: Eukaryota; Viridiplantae; Streptophyta; Magnoliopsida; Brassicales; Brassicaceae
Product: pentatricopeptide repeat-containing protein At1g20230
Biological process (GO): RNA modification
Molecular function (GO): RNA binding; protein binding; zinc ion binding
Source: RefSeq, a predicted model, not a curated record
AUGACAACAACGAAACAAGUUCUUCCACUGAUAGUGCAAAUCCCUCAAUCGAUCGUUGGGUUCUUGGGAUCUUCUUCAUCUCUUUGGUCUUCUUCGUUAUCGAAGACGGCGCAAGCCCAUGCUCGUAUACUCAAAUCCGGAGCUCAAAACGAUGGCUAUAUAUCCGCCAAACUCAUUGCUUCAUACUCCAACUACAAUUGCUUCGACGAUGCUGAUCUCGUCUUACAAUCGAUUCCGGAUCCUAGUGUUUACUCUUUCUCUUCUCUUAUAUACGCUUUAACCAAAUCCAAGCUUUUCUCUCAAUCCAUUGGAGUGUUUUCUCGGAUGUUCUCUCAUGGGUUGAUUCCGGAUACUCAUGUUCUUCCGAAUCUGUUCAAGGUUUGUGCUGAGUUAUCUGCUUUUAAUCUGGGUAAGCAGAUACAUUGUGUAUCGUGUGUUUCUGGGUUGGAUAUGGAUGCGUUUGUUCAGGGGUCUUUGUUUCAUAUGUACAUGAGGUGUGGUAGGAUGGGUGAUGCACGCAAAGUGUUCGACAGAAUGUCUGGGAGAGAUGUUGUGACUUGCAGUGCUUUGCUUUGUGGCUAUGCGCGAAAGGGUUGCUUAGAGGAGGUGGUUCGUAUCUUCUCUGAGAUGGAAAAAUCAGGUAUUGAGCCUAAUAUUGUGUCUUGGAAUGGUGUUCUUAGUGGGUUUAAUCGUAGUGGGUAUCAUAGGGAAGCAGUGAUAAUGUUCCAGAAGAUGCAUCAUAUGGGUUUUUGUCCAGAUCAGGUUACGGUUUCAAGUGUUCUUCCUUCAAUUGGAGACUCUGAGAUGCUGAAUUUGGGGAAGCUGAUUCAUGGAUAUGUGAUUAAACAGGGUCUACUCAAGGAUAAAUGUGUCAUCAGUGCAAUGAUUGAUAUGUAUGGCAAGUCUGGCAAUGUCUAUGGAAUCAUAAAACUUUUCGAUGAAGUUGAGAUGAUUGAGACUGGGGUUUGCAAUGCGUACAUUACAGGGCUAUCUCGAAAUGGUCUUGUUGACAAGGCACUUGAGAUGUUUGAGCUGUUCAAGGAACAAAAGAUGGAUCUUAAUGUCGUGUCAUGGACUUCAAUCAUAGCUGGGUGUGCACAGAACGGGAAAGAUAUCGAAGCCUUGGAACUGUUUAGGGAAAUGCAGGUUGCAGGGGUGAAGCCAAACCGUGUAACAAUCCCUUCGAUGCUUCCAGCUUGCGGAAAUAUAGCAGCUUUGGGUCAUGGGAGAUCUACUCAUGGAUUUGCAGUUAGGGUUCACCUUUCGGAUGAUGUUCAUGUAGGGAGUGCUCUGAUUGACAUGUAUGCUAAGUGUGGAAGAAUCAACAUGUCUCAGAUUGUCUUCAAUAUGAUGCCUACAAAAAACUUAGUUUGCUGGAAUUCUUUAUUGAAUGGAUAUUCUAUGCACGGGAAGGCCAAAGAAGUCAUGAGCAUAUUUGAAUCUCUUGUGAGAACUAGGUUAAAACCUGAUUUCAUCAGCUUUACAAGUUUAUUAUCAUCAUGUGGCCAAGUAGGUUUAACAGAUGAAGGAUGGAAAUAUUUCAGCAUGAUGUCAGAGGAAUAUGGGAUUAAACCAAGGUUGGAACAUUAUUCUUGCAUGGUAAACCUUCUUGGACGUGCAGGCAAGUUGCAAGAAGCGUAUGAUUUGAUAAAGGAGAUGCCUUUUGAGCCAGACUCUUGCGUGUGGGGAGCUUUGCUAAAUUCUUGCAGGCUUCAAAACAAUGUAGAUUUAGCUGAAAUUGCAGCAGACAAGCUUUUCAAUCUAGAACCUGAAAACCCAGGGACUUACGUUCUUUUGUCCAAUAUAUAUGCGGCUAAAGGCAUGUGGACAGAAGUAGACAGUAUUAGAAACAAGAUGGAGAGUCAGGGACUGAAGAAGAACCCGGGAUGCAGCUGGAUUCAAGUAAAGAACAAAGUGUACACGCUUCUAGCUGGUGACAAAUCCCAUCCGCAGAUAGAUCAAAUAACAGAGAAGAUGGAUGAAAUUUGCGAAGAGAUGAGGAAAUCGGGUCACCGCCCAAAUUUGGAUUUUGCUCUGCAAGAUGUGGAGGAGCAAGAGCAAGAGCAGAUGUUAUGGGGACACAGCGAGAAACUAGCAGUAGUUUUCGGUCUUCUGAACACACCGGACGGUACGCCUCUUCAGGUCAUAAAGAACCUUAGGAUAUGCGGCGACUGUCAUUCAGUCAUAAAAUUUAUAUCGAGUUACGCAGGUAGAGAAAUUUUCGUUAGAGAUACAAAUAGGUUUCAUCAUUUUAAAGACGGAUCUUGUUCUUGUGGAGAUUUCUGGUGAUACUAAAAGAAACAUGUCUCCUAUUCUUUUAUCUACACAAGUGUUUCAGUUUGUUUUAAAAAGCUCAUCAUGGUAGUGCAUAAAGGUUGGAGAAAUCUGGUUCAUAAUGUUUAUACAUGAGAUAGUUUACUUGGUUGUAUCAA